Guillardia theta CCMP2712 is the source of this 2295-nucleotide messenger RNA. RefSeq lists its product as hypothetical. Gene Ontology annotation, molecular function: dolichyl-diphosphooligosaccharide-protein glycotransferase activity. The record is from RefSeq and is a predicted model, not a curated record. Gene Ontology annotation, cellular component: membrane. NCBI's taxonomy places the organism in Eukaryota, Cryptophyceae, Pyrenomonadales, Geminigeraceae. The transcript has a single exon. Gene Ontology annotation, biological process: post-translational protein modification. The coding region runs from base 1 to 2295 and encodes 764 amino acids.
AUGAUCGCUAGUGCUGCUUCUUGGUUCCUGAAGCUUAAUGCCCUCCUCUUCAUCCUCUACAUCUCCUACACGAUCCGUCUGCAUGCUGUCCAAGUGUACGGGAAGGUAAUUCAUGAGUUCGACCCUUGGUUCAACUACCGAGCUACCGACUACCUGGUGAACGAGAUCAAUGCGCGAGGAUUCUGGGAGGGAUCUCGGUCCUUCUUCAACUGGUAUGACGACAAGGUCUGGUAUCCCCUUGGCAGGCCUGUCGGCACGACCAUCUACUGCGGCCUGCAGUUCACCUCCGCCUUCAUCUACUUCGUGUUGGAGGCUAUCGGUCAGCCAAUGUCGCUCAAUGACGUCUGCGUCUACGUCCCUUCCUGGUUCGCGUCCUUCUCCUGCCUGUUUGUCUUCGGCAUGGCAUGGGAAGUCUCGCGCUCCUACAACUCCGCGCUUGCUGCGGCCUUCUUCAUGGCCAUCUCCCCUGCUCACUUGAUGCGAUCGGUGGCAGGAGGGUACGACAACGAGGGGAUUGCUGUGGCUGCGAUCUGUGGGACCUUCUACUUCUGGGUGCGAUCGCUGAGGGACAGCUCGUCGUGGUGGUAUGGAGUUGUGACGGGCCUCAUGUACAUCUACAUGGUGGCGGCAUGGGGAGGUUACAUCUUCGUGCUCAACAUGAUCGGAGUCCAUGCUGCCGUGCUGAUCAUGAGCGGUCGCUACUCGCAGAACCUGUGGAAGUCCUACUCCAUCUUCUACGUCAUGGGCACCCUCGGAGCCAUCCAGUUCCCCGUCGUCGGGUACGCUCCCCUCAAGUCGCUGGAGCAGCUGGGCCCUCUCUUCGUGUUCUUCUGGCUGCAGCUCAUGGAGGUCUGCAAGCGCUACGAGCGGGCGCAUCCGGACAUGGGCGAGCGUCGCAUCCGAGACUACUACAUGCUCGUCUUCGGAGGAGCGAUGGUGGCCGGGCUUGUGGGGAUCAUGAUCUUCAUGCCCCGUGGCUACCUCGGGCCCAUCUCUGCUCGCGUGCGGGGACUCUUUGUGCAGCACACGAGGACGGGAAAUCCGCUGGUCGACUCGGUCGCAGAGCACCAGGCGACCAGGGAUGAGAUGUACUACCAGUACUUCCACAUCGUGUGCUACCUGGCCCCCAUCGGCUUCGUGUCCAUGUUCUUCAACUUGACCGACCAGAAGCUGUUCGUCAUCACCUACACUGCCAUCUCCAUGUACUUCUCCCGCAAGAUGAUCCGCCUCAUCCUCAUCCUCGCUCCUGCCUCCUCCGUCGUCGCCGGGGUGGCGCUGGAGCUCGUCAUCACCUGGAGCAUCUCUCAGCACCUGGAGGACCUGGAGGAGCCGGCGGACCCGGUCACGGCCAAGUCAGCGGCAGCCAAGAACGUCAAGAAAGCUCAGGGGAAGAAGGGGAAGAAGGGGGGAGAGCUCACGAGCCAUCCCUUCUUCCAGGAGCUGAACGAGAUCUACAGCGAGAACCUGAUGCUCCGCAAGGUGCUGGCGGGGGUCUGGCUCUUCAUGACCCUCUCCGGCCUCCUCUACUACUGGGUCCACUGCCACCGCAUGGCCGAGAACCUCUCGAGCCCCUCCAUCAUGCUCAUGGCGAGGUCCAAGACCGGAGAGCCCGUCAUCAUCGACGACUUCCGCGAGUCCUACUGGUGGCUGCGAGACAACACGCCCCAAGACUCCCGCGUCCUCUCCUGGUGGGACUACGGCUACCAGAUCAACGGCAUCGCCAACCGCACCACCAUCGCCGACGGCAAUACGUGGAACCAUGAGCACAUCGCGCUGCUCGGCCGCGCCCUCGUGUCCCCGGUCAAGAAGGCCCACAGGAUCGUCCGGCACCUGGCCGACUACGUGCUGGUGUGGAGCACGAGGUACGGCAAUAUGUGGGGCGACGACAUCGCCAAGUCUCCUCACAUGGCGAGGAUAGGAGGGUCAGUGUACAAGGACAUCAAGCCUGAGGACUUCUGGCAGGAUCAGAGCGGGAAGCCUUCGGACAUGAUGCGCAAGAGUCUCAUCUACCGCACCGUCAACUUCAGGCUCGACCCCUCCAUCCCUCAGUUUCCUCCCGACACCUUCGAAGAAGUCUUCACCUCCAAGAACAACAUGGUCCGCAUCUACAAGGUCCUCCGCGUCUCCGCCAAGUCCAAGGCCUACUGCUCGGAGGGCCGCGGCUACAAGGCCUGGUACUCCGGGAAGCCGCUGCUCGAGGCGUAUCCCCCCGGCCUCAAGAAGAUCCUCUCGCAGAAGCAAGACUUCAAGCAGCUGGAGGACUUCAACCGCCGUGAUGAGGUGGAGGAAGACUGA